CGGGGCGGGGCGGGGCGCGGGCGGGGCGCGGCCGAGGCCGGCGGCGAGCGCGGGGCGGAGCGCUGGGACGGCGAGGGGACGCGCGGACGCGGCGCCCCAGUCGCCGUCGAGGGCUGGCGGCGAACGCAAGCGCCAGUAGAGCGGAACAGUGCGGACCCGCGCGCGAUCGCAAGAGGAAGCAGUCUUCACGCCGUCCUCAGCGGCUCCUCCCUGCUGUCGGCGGAACGCGCCGGGAACCGCCCGCGGCCUGCGCGGCCAUGGGUAAAUCAGAUGCAGGAGUCGGACCGACACCCAGUGACGGAGCAAUCCAUCGCCGCCUUGCAUCUGUAAUCGACUCCUCGGAUUUCUACAACACACCUUCAAUGGCACAUCAGGUGUCAUUCGCUUGCAAAGUAACUCGCAGAUUCUUAACCGCAGGU
Messenger RNA from Gryllus bimaculatus (two-spotted cricket), 419 nucleotides. The record is from the annotation of a GenBank genome assembly. NCBI's taxonomy places the organism in Eukaryota, Metazoa, Arthropoda, Insecta, Orthoptera, Gryllidae.